Molecule: messenger RNA, 680 nt
Organism: Gopherus flavomarginatus (Mexican gopher tortoise)
Lineage: Eukaryota; Metazoa; Chordata; Testudines; Testudinidae
Gene: ZNF706
Product: zinc finger protein 706
Exons: 4
Coding region: 132-362 (76 amino acids)
Source: RefSeq, a predicted model, not a curated record
CGCAGUUGGUGGGGGAUUGCCGACUCCUCCAUCCUCUUCUCGGGCAGGCGGCGGCCGCGGCUGCUGAGGGGCCGCACGGAGCCUUCUCCCCUCUGCUCGCUAGCGCCUGGGCCGGCCGGGCUCGUCCGGAUAUGGCUCGUGGACAGCAGAAGAUUCAGUCGCAGCAGAAAAAUGCCAAAAAGCAAGCUGGACAGAAAAAGAAACAAGGACAUGAUCAGAAGGCUGCAGCCAAGGCUGCCUUAAUAUAUACCUGCACUGUUUGUAGGACACAAAUGCCGGACCCCAAGACCUUCAAACAGCACUUUGAGAGCAAGCAUCCUAAGACUCCACUUCCUCCAGAAUUGGCUGAUGUUCAGGCAUAAAGUUGUUUACAGGUGAAUUCAUGGCACCUAUUGACUCAUCUACAGUCAGACCUUACGUAACAAAUCUGCAGCUGCUUUUCUAACAAACUGUUGAUCAGCAAAAAUGAAGGGGUUACAGAAACAUUCAUAUUUUUAUGCUGUUCUCUCUUGAGCUUCAUGCAAAGACGAUUCUGUGUAAAUGUACAGUUGUGCCCUAUUUGGAAAUCCUGAAAACCAGUCCAUACUUGUUAUAAACAUUUUUUACAAUUGUAAUUAUACUGAUGUUCAUAUUGUGUAAAAUAACUCAUUUAAUAAAGUAGUAUUUUGAUUUUUACAAUA